Aureobasidium pullulans EXF-150 is the source of this 537-nucleotide messenger RNA. RefSeq lists its product as uncharacterized. NCBI's taxonomy places the organism in Eukaryota, Fungi, Ascomycota, Dothideomycetes, Dothideales, Saccotheciaceae. Bases 105 to 419 code for a protein of 104 amino acids. The record is from RefSeq and is a predicted model, not a curated record. The transcript has a single exon.
UUUCUGCUUUUUGAUAGCGAUUUUCCACUCAGCGGGGUGUUUGGAUCCGAAUCUAUUGACCUGGACAUCUCGUAUAUACUAUUUUCUAUCCUUGUACAACAAAAAUGUUAAUAUCUCAAUCUUCGCGUCUUCGCAUCUUCGUAUCUUAUCCAAGUGUGCCUGCCAUACCUCCAACUUGUACUCCAUGGCCAUCGUCAUCUCGACUGCAGACGUCUCGCUUGCCUUUGUCAGUCUUCUUUCUCCAUGUCUUGUCAUGCCCGACAAUUUCUCUUUCUCCAUGCCUUGCCAUGCCCUGCAACCUCUUCAUCGCGAAUCGAUCCUGCAACUUCCUAAACGGCAUACCCCUAAGCGAUGGAGUCGUCGACAUUGAUAAAGGCUCACACAUUCCUUUGUGCUCUUUCGGCACCUCCGCGUGCUAGAAACAUGACAACCACGAGUCUUUUCAGCCCUAAGCUUGCUGUUUUGAGGUAUCAAUAAGAUGACAAAAUUCCACCCUGCCUCCCCCCCCACCAUUGAUGGUUCACAAAGUCUGGGAAA